CAAAAAACUGUCAUUUUCUCUUGUCAACAAAAACACGCGUGUUUAAUUUGAAGAAUCAAAUUUUUGGAGAAUAUUUCUAUUUGGCUUGAAAUAUUGCAUUAAAUAUACAUAAAAAAUAUGGAGAAAUACGCUGUUCCGAAUAAAUUGCCAUCAAAACAAGUUGCAAUUCUCGCACAUCGUCGCAAGAGAAUAACACAAGAAAAAGCCCGUAUUUCACAAAAGCAUUCUGGCGUCAAAAAGUUUAAGGGAAAGGGUUUUAUGAAGCCCGAAGCUUUUGUGGCGACAUAUCGAAAGGCAGAGCGUGACGACAUGCGAAUCAAACGAACAGCUGAAGUUCAUAGUUUACGACCCAAAACAUUCAUUCAAGACGACACAAAGAAACUCAUUUUGGUAUUUAGGCAUCGCGGAAAUCGUAUUGCAUCAAAAUCUGUGAUCCAUAUUUUGCGUGAAAUGCGUCUCAGCAAAAAGUAUCAUGCAACAUUAAUGAAAGUCACUCCGGAGAACAUAAAACUUCUCGCUGCUGUCGAGCCAUACGUCAGUUGGGGCUAUCCUUCGAUUCAAGUAUUGAGAGAUUUGGUCUUCAAAUAUGGAUUUACAAAGGAAAAGAACAAGAAAGUAAACAUUUCGAGUAACUUGCAAAUAGAAGAAGCCUUGGGAAAACACAACAUUAUUUGUAUGGAAGAUUUGGUACAUGAGCUUUUCACAGUUGGUCCUCAUUUCGAUGAAGCAAACAGCUUUUUGACACAUUUUGUCUUGCAAGCUCCAAAAACUGGAUGGGAAAAAUCAAAAGGUCAACAUUUUAGCAAAGGCGGAGAAUGUGGUUUUCGAGGAGAUGCGAUUAACGAACUAUUUGCCAGUGUUUUGUAAUAUUUUUUCCAAAUACAUCUUUAUUUCUUAAAAAAAAUUA
Messenger RNA from Culicoides brevitarsis, 907 nucleotides. It is a transcript of the gene RpL7-like, whose product is annotated as large ribosomal subunit protein uL30. NCBI's taxonomy places the organism in Eukaryota, Metazoa, Arthropoda, Insecta, Diptera, Ceratopogonidae. Gene Ontology annotation, cellular component: cytosolic large ribosomal subunit. The record is from RefSeq and is a predicted model, not a curated record. Gene Ontology annotation, biological process: maturation of LSU-rRNA from tricistronic rRNA transcript (SSU-rRNA, 5.8S rRNA, LSU-rRNA). The coding region runs from base 118 to 867 and encodes 249 amino acids. Gene Ontology annotation, molecular function: RNA binding; structural constituent of ribosome. The transcript is spliced from 2 exons.